Arachis stenosperma is the source of this 1616-nucleotide messenger RNA. RefSeq lists its product as uncharacterized. Bases 252 to 1481 code for a protein of 409 amino acids. NCBI's taxonomy places the organism in Eukaryota, Viridiplantae, Streptophyta, Magnoliopsida, Fabales, Fabaceae. The record is from RefSeq and is a predicted model, not a curated record. The transcript is spliced from 3 exons.
AAUACUAUGGCGUGCAACAGCAAAUUAGUUAUUCGGAGAAUGAAAUUGAAAACAAGUGAAAUCCUUGCAACACAUCUCGUCUUACCUGAUUCUCCCCCUCCAAAAAUCCUAAUCCCAAAUUUUUCCUCACAUCCUUUUUCGUCGUCUAGAAUUCAAACAAUUUCGUUAUUGCAAAAAUCAACAUCAAGCGAGCUUUCCCAGUCCAUGAUCAUUUCCAGGGUUAUAGAAGAGAAGUAGAACAAGUGUUCGUGAUGUCUUUAGAGACCUUUCAUUGUGGCGUAGAUGAUAAAUGUGCAAAGAAAAGUUCAGAAACUAGUGAAAGCAAUAGGAGUAUUAAUUCACAUCUUGUGAUAUUUGACUGGAGAGGAACCAAUAGACAUACUUAUUCAAACCCUGAGAUCAUUUAUCGUAGUGGAAGGAGUAGGCAUACUAAGUCAAAUCCUGAGAUAAUUGACGGAAGUGAAAGUAGUAUUACCUCAGAAAGGCACACAAUUGUUAUAUCUAGAGUUAAAAGUGGUAAGAAAGAUACUUCUAACACACAAAUCAAUGGCAUUGAAAGCAUAUCAAACUCAGCCAGAAAGGUGGAUUCUUCCUUUAUGUUAGAAUCAUCAAGUGAUAGCUCGGAUAAUGUGGAUAUCACCACAUCUAGCACAUCUAAAUACUCAUCCAAAUAUGGAACAAAUUAUCCUUCUAGUAGUGAGAGCUUUGUCAAAUCUGAGCAUGGCAACAAACUUGUUGCCACCCCACCUUCAUUUCAAGAUUAUGGUGUCCAGAAGAGGAAUGAUUUUCCACUAACUGCAAGACCUCCCAUCCAGGUGAUGGAUCGAUCGUCAGGAUAUGAUGCUUCUAGGAUCCCAUCUUCAAUAUUCGAGAAGCCUGCAAAUCCAUUGGACUGGAGUGUUGCUUCUAAUGAAUCAUUAUUUAGCCUUCAUGUAGGGAAUCUUAGUUUCAACAGAGACCAUGUAUUUGUGAAUUAUGAAGUAAGCAUGCCCCAUGAAGUCCCCCAAUCUGGUGACAUAAGUGAGGACAUUCAUUCUCCCAUAAUAGAGGAGAUCAGCAAUGUCACACAGAGUGACGUCGUAGAGAGCCUGCAGAUCUACAGAACAUCAAGUGCAUCUUUCAUGAUAGAAGAAAUUCCUUGUAUAGACCAAUAUGAAAUAAAAGAUUUAUCACGAGCAGAAAGUGACAAUUCAUCCGGAUCCUUGACUGUUGACCUUACUCAAAUUACCAGAACCACCCCAAAGCAAUCUUUUUCUUUUCCAGCUUUGAUGGAACCAAAAAGAAUUAGUACAACAGAGACGGAUAUUUCUCAACAGACACCAUAUGAAAAGCAAGAAUCAUCAGUAAAAGAAACUAGAAAACCAAGAACCAGUUGCUGGAGUUGUCUCAAAUCUUGCAAUUGGUGUUAUUGCUUUCCUUGUCCUUCUUGUGCUUUCUGUAAUAGUUGUUGUAAAUGGAAUGCUUGUAAAUGUUGCAGUUGAUUAGUUACUAUUUUCAUUCAUUAGGUACCUACCUUUCAGGUUUCAAAUGUGAAUGCGCGUCAUAGAUGUUGGACAAAAUUUUUUUUUACUUCAUAUGUGCCACCAUCCAUUUUAAAUGAUGGCUUAUGAAUUAGU